UUUAAAAAGGUAUUUGCUGUAUGCCAGUAUAUAAACAUGGAAAGUAGAAAAUAUAUUUUUUAAAUUUAGAAUUUACAAAUAAAUAUUAUUGUGCAUAAAUCAUUGGUACCAUAUUAUGGAAAGUAAUGAUGAUUUAAUAAAAUGUUUCGACGAAAAAAUCAAAUGGGGCUGGAAUAUAAUAGAAGAAUUGAAACUCGUGGAGAAGGUUGAAGGUGUUGACAAACUCAUACGAAAGAUUCGACAAGAAAUAAAAUUUCUAAAAAAGGUACGCUUUACAGGAAAUGUUAAAAAUGAACACCUUCAAAGUACUAAUUUAAUUCAUUUGAAUGCAAUUGUUAAGCGACUGUUAUCUGCAAAUACACCUGUUCAUGUGUUAAAACCCUUCAAAUAUCUGAAUUCAAAAUUAGAAGUUGACAUUGUCUGCGACAAUGGAUCAAGUUGGGUUAAAGUUAUCGCUCGCAAUGCUAAAGCUCUUACUCUUAUUUCUGAUGGUAAUGCUGAAUAUGGACAAAAAUCAGUUUUCGAUCAAGCCGAUUCUUAUAUAAAAUGUGCUAAAAAUCAUCCAUAUAUGUACAAGCAUCCCAACAUUAUUUUUCAUUUUGCCUGUGGUAUAGAAAAACCAUUGGCCGAUAAAUUAGAAGGCAUGUUUGGUAUUAUAAUUGAAGGAGAAAAAAUUGAAGUAGUUAAAAACGAAGAUAAUAAUUGCGAUAAAUUAGUACAUUCUCAAUCUGAAAGUGAAUCUAAAGAAUCUUUCGAUAUUAAUUAUUGUGAUUUAUUAGAAUUAAAUACAAAUAUUAAUUCAAUGAACGUUUCAAUACUUAAUUUAGAUGUUUCAUCGCUACUUGCAUAUGUAACAAAUAUGACCAAUGGCCAUGCAAAUUUCAAAUUUAUAGAACCACUGCUCACUAUGCAAACGGAGUGGGAACGUCGUUGUCCGAUAAAACCAGUAUUAGAUGAACUGUUUAAAAAUAAAGAGCUAAUUAUAUGUCAAACAGCGUACGAUAAUUUUACAAAUAUUGUAAAUGUAAUUGGUGGCCCAAAUGAAAAAAAGCGUUCGAUUGAGCUAAUGUAUAGAAUUAAGAUUGUGGACGAUACACCCAAGGGAAGAAUUAUGAAGUUGAAACUUGGUGGUAAAAUAAAAGCACGUUCUAGAUUAAUUUUUGCAAGUGGAGACAAUUUAAAAAGCAUAACUGUAUCGGCUAAUGAAGGAUUUGUUCGUGCUGCUAGAAUGCAGGGAAUCGAAUGUAUGGUAUUUAUUCACGAACCACGCUCGCUGUCAGAAAUGAAGGAGAUUAAUGCAACAAAAAUUAAAUUAUCUUGACAAAUAUCAGAUGACCAAACACAUAAACACUUUAUAUUUUAUAAAUUUAUAAUUUAUUAUAAUGAUUUUUUGUUAAAAAUGUCA
Messenger RNA from Ceratosolen solmsi marchali, 1405 nucleotides. Its product is annotated as UPF0415 protein C7orf25 homolog. The record is from RefSeq and is a predicted model, not a curated record. NCBI's taxonomy places the organism in Eukaryota, Metazoa, Arthropoda, Insecta, Hymenoptera, Agaonidae. The coding region runs from base 116 to 1321 and encodes 401 amino acids. The transcript is spliced from 4 exons.